Molecule: messenger RNA, 1497 nt
Organism: Topomyia yanbarensis
Lineage: Eukaryota; Metazoa; Arthropoda; Insecta; Diptera; Culicidae
Gene: Sce
Product: E3 ubiquitin-protein ligase RING1
Exons: 3
Coding region: 49-1278 (409 amino acids)
Cellular component (GO): ubiquitin ligase complex; PcG protein complex
Molecular function (GO): ubiquitin protein ligase activity; chromatin binding
Source: RefSeq, a predicted model, not a curated record
ACACUUCAGUAAAAUAUUGUGCAUAUAAAAACAAUACAGUCAGUGAAAAUGGCGUCUUUAGAGCCGUUGCAAAAUAAAACAUGGGAUUUAUCGCUUUACGAGCUAAACCGGACUCCGCAAGAGGCAAUCACGGAUAAUACCGAGAUUGCUGUUUCUCCCCGCAGUUUACACAGUGAGUUGAUGUGCCCAAUUUGCCUGGAUAUGCUGAAAAAAACGAUGACCACAAAAGAGUGCCUGCACAGAUUUUGCUCCGACUGCAUAAUCACCGCACUUCGUUCCGGUAACAAAGAGUGUCCAACGUGUCGAAAGAAACUGGUUUCAAAGCGUUCAUUGCGACCAGAUCCGAAUUUUGAUCUGCUUAUUUCAAAAAUUUAUCCAAGCAGGGAUGAAUAUGAAGCGCACCAAGAGAGAGUGUUGGCAAAAUUUAAUCAAAGUCACUCGCAACAAGCACUCGUGCAUUCAAUCAAUGAAGGCAUUAAACUUCAAUCUCAAAACAGGCCAAACCGCAAACAGAAAAGCGAAAAUGACUUAGCAGCUUCAGCGGCGAUCAGCGCAGGGUCCUCUGUAUCUCCAUCAGUUCCCACAGCAAAUCCUCCCAUUGGACCAGCAAACCCACCAGUAAACAAUCCUCCAUGUAUUAGUAAUACAAGUUCUAAUGCACCAACCAAUGGCAAUGUUGGAGAACUUGUUAACCGCGAAGGAUCUUCCAAUAGCCAGGUCGGUGAAUGCCUCAGGCAAUCAUCAAAUCCUCCAUCUGUCAGGAGCACACCUUCACCCGUUCCUUCUAACGUUAGUUCCGCUAGCAAAGCAAAACGGGCACGAUCAGUUCUCACAUCGGAAAAAUCUGAGGAAUCUGAAAGCAAUAGUGAGAUGGAUGGCAGAACUGAGGAAAACGAUUCCAACUUGGACACUGAGGGCGAAGGGAAUUCCGAACAUGGAAGUGAUGAAAUUGAAUUAGUAUUUAAACCUCAUCCAACCGAAAUGGCUGGAGAUAAUCCGCUGCUAAAAGCACUGAAGGAAAAUUCAGUACGAUAUAUAAAAACAACUUCGAAUGCAACAGUCGAUCAUCUAAGCAAAUACUUGGCUAUGCGACUUACGCUGGAUCUGGAAACGGAAUUACCCGAAGCAUAUCGACUCGUAAACUUUUGCAUUUAUAUUGCUCCUCAACCAUCGCAACUUGUAGUGCUGAGCGGCAAUCAGGCGCUUUCUCAGGUCAAUGAAAAGUUUUGGAAGGUUAACAAACCAUUAGAGAUGUACUAUUCUUGGAAAAAGUCAUAGGGAACCGCUUAGCAGUUGAAGAGCUGUGGAUAAAAGAAAGAAGAACGCUAUACAUUUUUAGUGUUUGGUUUGAAAAGCAAGAAUUGUGCUCCGAAACGCAACCAUUUUCGUUUCGCAAUAAUGUAGCGGUAUUAAACAGAAUGUAAGUAGAAAUGCUUAUGAGUAAAUUGAUUAUUUUCUAUUGAAUCUGAUGUGUAAUAGAAUUUCUUUCAAUGUGUA